AUGCAGCCAUGCGAAUUCAGUGGUAAGCACAGCAGAGAGGAUGCCGCGUUCCUAGACAAUGUACAUGGGUGGUAUGCCCACCAGGUGAUGAACUCCACCUUGUGCUUUGCUUGGGGUAAGCAUAAACACAGCUCUCUUUGCCAGUUAACAAAAGGAGCCUCUCGACCAUUUACUCAGUACUGUGCCAUCACAUCUAUCUACUGGCAUACCACCGUCAUGGCGCCAGCGGCAAUCGUCCCCGACAUCGUGGACUACGUAGCGCCCAGGGAAGAUAACCUUGGUCUUCCUGCGCCUACAAGAGUUCGUCUCGAGAAGGUCGGCAUUGAUCUAUCGAAGGGCUACCCUUAUCGACCUGCUGUGCCUUUCUACCUUCAACAUGUCUACGCCAUCCGAAACGAGGACCGUGAAUACGUCAAUGCCGGAACCAGAGCCAGUCCAAGCAAGAAGGCUCUCUUCUCCGCCGCAAAAGAAGUGAAGCAUCUCACAAGCCACAUCGGUACCGAGAUAGUUGGCCUCCAGCUCAAAGACUUGACCGACCAGCAGAAAGACGAGCUAGCUUUACUAAUCGCCGAACGGAGCGUCGUCUUCUUCCGCGACCAAGACCUCAGUCCACAAGCACAACUCGAGCUUGGCCGCUACUACGGUGAAGUCGAAAUCCAUCCUCAAGUCCCCCACGUCCCAGGCCUCCCAGGCACAACCGUCAUCUGGCCCGCCCUCGCCGCCACCGAGAGAGCCGCAGACUUCCGCAACCCAGUCGGCACGCAAAAAUGGCACACAGAUCUUGUGCACGAGAAGCAGCCAGCGGGAAUCACCCACCUCCACAACGACACCGUCCCCGAAGUCGGCGGCGACACCCUCUGGGCAUCUGGCUACGCCGCCUACGAGAAACUCAGCCCGAACUUCCGCAAGAUCAUCGAUGGCCGGUAUGCAGUGUACAGAUCUGCGCAUACAUACCUUGCCCGCAACGAUCCUCACGCUGGUCCCAAGUAUAUUGAGCGCGAGCACCCGCUGGUUCGCGCACAUCCUGCUACGGGAUGGAAGGCGCUGUAUGUCAACCGAGCUAUGACUGACAGGAUUGUGGGGCUAGAUAAGGGGGAGAGUGAUGCGAUCUUGCAGUAUCUGUUUAGUGUGUAUGAGGGAAAUGUUGAUAUUCAGUGUCGGUUCAAGUGGACUCCGGGGACUUCGGCGCUGUGGGACAACAGAAUCACGAUGCACAAUGCCUCGUGGGACUACGAGAACACGGCUUCAAGGCAUGGAACACGAGUCACGAGCUUGGCGGAGAAGCCUUUCUUUGACCCUUCGGCGCCGACGAGGCGACAGGCACUUGGAUUGGCUGGGCCUGGGGAUGUGUAG
This is a messenger RNA of Fulvia fulva, 1353 nucleotides long. RefSeq names its product Putative alpha-ketoglutarate-dependent sulfonate dioxygenase. The transcript is spliced from 3 exons. Lineage: Eukaryota; Fungi; Ascomycota; Dothideomycetes; Mycosphaerellales; Mycosphaerellaceae. The record is from RefSeq and is a predicted model, not a curated record. Bases 1 to 1353 code for a protein of 450 amino acids. Gene Ontology annotation, cellular component: cytoplasm. Gene Ontology annotation, molecular function: 2-oxoglutarate-dependent dioxygenase activity.